Molecule: messenger RNA, 2286 nt
Organism: Eimeria acervulina
Lineage: Eukaryota; Apicomplexa; Conoidasida; Eucoccidiorida; Eimeriidae
Product: ras-GTPase-activating protein binding protein, putative
Exons: 7
Coding region: 1-2286 (761 amino acids)
Cellular component (GO): cytosol; ribonucleoprotein complex
Molecular function (GO): mRNA binding
Source: RefSeq, a predicted model, not a curated record
AUGUCCGCUUACGGAGUCCCUACUGCUGCUGCUGCUGCUCACAGCCCCCACACGCCUUUUAUACCCGCAAGUGCACAGGCGCAGCAAGGAACAACUACCUCCGUGUACAGCACAAACUCAGCAGCAUUUUCAAGCCCCUUUGCAGAUCCAACCAAAAAGACAGGAUUUACCCCUCCUCAGCAGUACGAUGCAGCCAGCGCAGCAGACCCUCAAACAUACCCUCACCUGGCGGCGUAUGCAGGCGUUGAUGUCUAUCAGCAUGCUGCUGCUGUCAGCAACACAAGCGCAGCAGCGCAGCAGCAGAAGCAGCAGGAAGGCUCCGCCUUCCAGCCUGCCAUGCCUCCAAGCAGCACCGCCUACGGCUCCGCCUUGCAUAGUUCUUCGGUUCUAGCGCAGCAGCAGCAGCAGCCCCAGCAGCCGCAACAGCAGCAACAACAGCAGCCGCAGCAGCCCCAACAGCAGCAGCAGCAGCAACAGCAGCAGAUGACGGCAUCUGAGGAGGAGGCAAUGGCCUGCACACAGGAAAUAGCGCAUGCAUUCGUUUAUCAGUAUUAUUUAAUGCUACAUGAAAACCCUAGGGAUAUCUACCGCUUCUAUGACGAGGACUCGAAGCUUCGAAGAGUAAGCGAUCGUAACUCUGCAGAGACAGAGCGUUGGAGUGUACGUGCAGCUGGUUUGUCUGCAAUAGUUGCUGCAUUUGAGCAGCUGCAGCUGCAGCGCCCUACAUGUUUAAUACGAGAUAUUGAAGCAGAAGAAGCAGAGAACGGGGGCAUCCUUGUCCUCGUUACUGGCUGCCUCAAGCAUACACCCGAUUCAGAAGCAAGAGAAUUUGCUCAGACCGUCUUGCUCGCCAAGAUGAAGCCCCCAAGAGCUGGCUGGUAUGUGCAUACGGAGAUGUUUGUUUACCUCGAUGCGGUCGCAUCAGAAGCAGCAGAAAAAGCUGCUGCUGCUGCAGAGGUGAAGAAGGAGCAACAGGCAGAGGUGCAGCAGCAGCAGCAGCAAAACAAAGCAGACCGCCGGCAGCAGCAGCAGCAACAGCAGCAGCAGCCGCAACAGCACGCCGAACAUGAGAGGAAACGACAGGAAGAGCAGCACUUAGAGCACCAAAUGCAGCAGCAGCGACAGCAGCAGCAGCAGCAACAGCAACAGCAGCCUGAGGCGGCGGGUGAGGCUGGAAGAGCAGCUGCUGCCAGUGCAGGUGCCCCUGAGGAGGAGCCAGCAGCAGCAGCAGCAGCUGAACAGCAGCAGCAGCAGCAACCUGUAGGGUCAGAGGGAGCAGCAGAGGGGAGCAGGCAUGGAGGCGCAGAUACCCAAGGAGCGCAGCAGCAAACCCAGCAGCAGCAGCAGCAGCAGCCCAAAGCAGCACAAAAGAGCCGCAGCAGCAGCAAGUGGCAGCGACAGGAAGAAGUGGAUAGGCAAGAGGAGUCCCCUCACUGGCCUAAGCCCGGACAGGCCCCACAGAAGGUUCCUUCUGCUGCCGAGCAGCAACGACAGCAGCAGCAGCAGCAGCAGCAGCAGAAGACCAAGCAGCAGCAGCACAACUAUGACCCGCAGAGCUUUGCGUACAAAGUGCUGCAGAACGUCCGCCCAGUGGCACAGAGGGGCUUCGCUGUCCCCGCACCUUCUUCGGUGGAGACAGCACAAAAGCCGAAUGGGCGCGUGCCUCAAGUUGAGCAAGGAAGCAGCAGCAGCAGCAGCAGCAGCAGCAAUCAGCAGCAGCAACAGCAGCAGCAGCAGCGGCGAUUGAUAGUGUUGGGAGAGAUUCCUGGUUCUAUGACAGGGGAAGAUUUUAAGAAUUGCGUAGCUGAGGCGCUAAAGAAUUUCAAUAGGGGGAGGUGUACAGACACCCGAAGGCCCAACGGGCGUUCUUUCGGGGUUUUGUUUGAAGUUGAUUCUGCUCAAAGUGCUUCAUAUCUUAUUGAUCACGGCCUUAAUGUUGGCGGCAGAACUCUGCGCGUUGACUUCGUACGGCCUCGUGGGAACGGCGCCCGUGGGGGUCGUUCAGCAGGAGGAGGUCGAGGUGUGGGGCGGGGUGGGAUGGGGAUCGGGAUCGGAUCCCAGGGUCAAGAGGAGGCGGCGGGAGACGAAGGCGAGGGCCAGUGGACCGACCCCACAAUGAAACGGAGAAUGCGAGGAGGCAAUGUAGCAGCAGCAGCAGCAGCAGGAACAGCAGCAGCAACAGGAGCAGCAGCAGCAACAGGAGCAGCAGGCGGAGGAUGGGGGAGGGGUAGGGGAGGAGGAGGGGGUAUAAGAGGGGGCCAAAGAAACUACAUGAAAAAUGAAUAA